Columba livia (rock pigeon) is the source of this 3628-nucleotide messenger RNA. It is a transcript of the gene ARHGAP17, whose product is annotated as Rho GTPase activating protein 17. The transcript is spliced from 22 exons. Gene Ontology annotation, molecular function: GTPase activator activity; protein binding. The coding region runs from base 140 to 2671 and encodes 843 amino acids. The record is from RefSeq and is a predicted model, not a curated record. Gene Ontology annotation, biological process: signal transduction; regulation of actin cytoskeleton organization; regulation of Rac protein signal transduction. Gene Ontology annotation, cellular component: intracellular anatomical structure; cytosol; cytoplasm. Lineage: Eukaryota; Metazoa; Chordata; Aves; Columbiformes; Columbidae.
GGGCCGGAAGCGGUGGUGGGUUCCGGUGUGGGCGGGGCCGGCGGCAGCUGCAGGGAGGAGGUGGAGGCAGGGGCCGCGCUCUGGUGGCGGCGGCGGAGCAGUGGGUGCCCGGCGGGAGGCCGGGGGAACGGCCGCCGCCAUGAAGAAGCAGUUCAACCGCAUGAAACAGUUGGCCAACCAGACCGUCGGCAGGGCUGAGAAAACGGAGGUACUCAGUGAAGACCUUUUGCAGAUCGAGAGACGUCUUGACACUGUGAGAUCUGUUUGCCACAUUGCACAGAAGCGAUUAAUUGCGUGUUUUCAGGGCCAGCACAGUACAGAUCCUGAUAAGAGACAUAAAAAACUCCCUCUGACAGCUCUUGCUCAGACUAUGCAGGAAGGGUCCGUCCAGCUGAGCGAUGAGACGCUGCUGGGGAAAAUGCUGGAUACCUGUGGCGAUGCAGAGAACAGACUGGCUAUGGAACUCUCUCAGCAUGAAGUACAGAUCGAAAGAGAAGUUUUAGACCCGCUGUGUCUGCUAACAGAGACAGAGAUCCCAAACAUUCAGAAGCAGAGAAAACAGCUUGCGAAGCUGGUGUUGGACUGGGAUUCUGCAAGAGGAAGAUAUAACCAAGCCCACAAGACUUCAGGAACAAAUUUUCAAGUGCAUCCUUCAAAAAUAGAGUCUCUUAAGGAAGAGAUGGAUGAAGCUGGAAAUAAAGUAGAACAAUGCAAGGAUCAGCUGGCAGCAGACAUGUAUAACUUUGUGUCCAAAGAAGGGGAAUAUGCCAGAUGUUUUGUUAUGUUAUUAGAAGCACAAGCAGAUUACCAUAGAAAAGCAUUAGCAGUCAUAGAAAAGGUCCUACCCGAAAUUCAAGCCCAUCAAGACAAAUGGACUGAAAAACCAGCUUUUGGAACUCCAUUAGAAGAGCAUCUCAAGCGCAGUGGCCGUGAAAUUGCAGUCCCGAUUGAAGCCUGUGUGAUGAUGCUGCUGGAAACAGGAAUGAGAGAGGAGGGCUUAUUCAGAAUUGCUGCUGGAGCCUCCAAGUUAAAAAAGCUGAAAGCUGCCUUGGAUUGUUCAACUUCCCAGCUUGAUGAAUUUUAUUCCGAUCCCCAUGCUGUUGCAGGUGCCUUGAAGUCCUAUUUGCGAGAGCUGCCAGAACCUCUAAUGACCUACAGCCUGUAUGAAGAAUGGACACAAGCUGCAAAUAUUCAGGACCAGGAUAAGAAGCUACAAGAGUUAUGGAGGAUUUGUAACAGAUUACCGAAGCAUUAUCACGCGAACUUCAGGUAUUUAAUCAAAUUUUUAGCAAAGCUUGCACAGAACAGCGAUGUUAACAAAAUGACACCCAGCAAUAUCGCAAUAGUCCUGGGCCCCAACUUGUUAUGGGCAAAGAAUGAAGGAUCCCUUGCUGAAAUGGCAGCAGCGACUUCAGUCCAUGUGGUAGCAGUUAUUGAGCCAAUUAUCCAGCACGCUGACUGGUUCUUCCCUGGAGAUCAAGAUUUCAAUGUGUCUGGUGCAUUUGUUGCAAUUCCUGCUGUUAAUUCAAAUCACUUGUCACACACUGGGAGUGACCAUGAAUGUGGGACACUGGAACGGAAGAGGCCUGUCAGUAUGACCGUGAUGGAAGGGGAUUUAUUGAAGAAGGAAAGCUUUGGUGUGAAGGUUGUGGACUUCCAAGCGACCCCGCGGCGAUGUGGCACUAUAAGUAGAAAGCACACAUCCCCGGCCUUCCAGCCGCCCCUGCCGCCCCCCGAGGCCGGCGCGCUGGCGCAGGCUGCGGAGCAGCACGCACAGGCGGCUGCGCCCGAACCCGGCGCGCUGGGCGCUGCGCUGUUCUCUGCUGCCGCAGCUGAACACGUGCCAAGCCAAGGCAGCGAGGACAGCAGUACCUCCAAACCUAAGGACAACGCGUCUUCAGUUACUCCUCCACCCGUGAGGAAUGGUGGGCACGCGGGCACUGUGCAGAACCAGCCAACAAGUAGCACUAAUCAGCUUUCUGUUAAUCAGCCACCACAGAAUGCGGCAGGUCCCAGUCCCCACGCAAUGAGGAGAGCUGUAAAGAAGCCAGCGCCAGCACCCCCCAAGCCAGCCAACCCCCCGCCGGCACAGCCGGGCAGCCAGAGUCCUGCCCCGGCCACUCAGCCACCCUCUGUCUCUCCAAAACCACCUGCCAGAAGUUCUUCUCCUCCUGCUCAACACGCCAACCCCGGAGCAGCCCCGAGCUCCGGUUCGCAGGUCUCUGCUCCUCGGCGAUCCUCCAGCAGCCUGUCCCCGCUCCAGGCUCCCAGCCACCCGCCCCCGCAGCCCCCGGCGCAGGCGACUCCUCCGCUGCAGCCCAAAGCAAACAGCCAGACACCUCCCGCUGCACCGGGCAGCGAGCACGGACCCGAGCAGCCCUGUUACACUCCUCCGCAGACCCCGACACCGCCCGACACCCCCCCUCUGGGAAAACACCCCACGAGUUCCCUGGCGUCACAGCCACAACCCGCUCCAGAGCCCUCCCGGCCCCACUCCCCGCCCCAGAGCGGGACGCUGCCGCGGCCACGGCCCGUCCCCAAACCCCGCAACAGACCCAGCGUGCCCCCUCCGCCUCACCCCCCCUCGCAGCCGGCCGGAGAAGGCCUUAGUGCGAAUCCCACGCAAACAGCUUCCAAAAUAGUGACAGGUGGGGAUGGUUACUGCGAAUAAGAUGUUUGACCUGCAUUCAGUAGGAACUGUAUGGGAAAGUUCGAUGACCCUAAUUCCAGUAUCCGAGAACCACUUCAAACCCCUUCAGAGCUUCUUCCAGACGCAGCGAGCAAAGAACUGCACAACCACCUCCUGCUCGACGUGGAGGACACGGAAAGCACCGCCCUGUGACGGACACUGACCUCCCCAAGGUUCCUCUCCUGCUGGGAAAACUAUCGGAGCUGACAGGGAAAAGCUUCUUUUGACGAUAUGGCAAAACUGUAGAGUUGUGACUUGUGCAUCACAGAGACGGCGAAGAGCCAUUCAGAAGAAGUUUAAUGAUCUGUGUCUCAGCAAUGGUUUUCAAAAUCUUGGAUGGAAGGAAUUAAUUACUGCAGAAACGUGCAUAGGAAGCUUAAUUGCUGUUAAUACAGACGGUAUUAGCAGAGAUUCCAAAAGAAUAAGAAGCAGAACAAUUAGUUAUUUAAAGUGCAUGUAUUAUGGAAAUAAUCUUUUUAAUGUCACGGUUAGACUUUUAUUUCUAGUUUGUAGCCAUUACAAGGAGAUGCCUUGCAAGAGACAUUCCCUCUCUGAUUUGCUGCAGAUUCUUUUUAAAACAUGAACCAAAAAACGCUGGAGUGCUGGUGGUGACUGCUGGUUCUGUCACCUCGUCACAGCCGUGGAUGAUUCGAGUGCCUUGAAGGACUGUCAGACUGCAGAAGGAAACUUACUGUAUCUUUAAUCAUUUCAUUGCUACUUAAUGAUCAGUACUUAAUACUUAUUUCAUAGUUAUUUGUAUUAACCAAGCCUGCUUUUGUUUAUGUGAGACUUGCUACUGUUUCAAGCUGAAAUCGUGGAAGUGUUUUUUGUGCUUUCAUAGAAAACGGUUGAAUUUUGAAAGAACUUUGAAACAGCUGUUUGGAUUCUUCAGUUGGGUGAACAUUUAUAAAAUUAAAGAUUGUCUUUUGUCAUCUUAAA